AUGCAUCAGAUUUACAGCUGCAGCGACGAAAACAUAGAAGUUUUCACCACCGUGAUCCCUUCCAAAGUGACCAGUCCGGCCAGAAGAAGAGUCAAAAGCUCUCAACACCUCUUGAGCAAGAAUGUGGUGAUUGAAUCGGACCUGUACACGCCUAGGCCUUUGGAGCUGCUGCCGCACCGCGGAGACCGCCGGGACACAGGGGAGGCAUGCAAGUUCGGCCGCCUCCAGAAUACACGGCCACCCCGGGCACAUCCCGCCAAAACCUCCACCCGACCCGCGGGGAUCUCAGAGUCCAAAGCAUCGCAUGUGUGUGGAAGUCGAGCAUAUGGAAAAUCCUUGAUUCCUCCGGUGCCCCGGAUCUCAGUGAAAGCUCCUGCAGUGCCAUCCGUGGAGGCAGCAGGCACAGGCUCCGAAAACAGGACUAUGCUGACCAGAGGCUCUAGACAUCUCAAGAAAAUGGCAGAAGAGUAUCCAACGCUGCCCCAGGGGGCGGAGGCCUCCCUGCCUCUGACAGGCAGCGCCUCGUGUGGUGUCCCCAGCAUCCUCCGGAAAAUGUGGACCAGGCACAAGAAGAAGUCUGAGUACGUGGGAGCCACCAACAGCGCCUUUGAGGCUGAUUAA
Messenger RNA from Ochotona curzoniae (black-lipped pika), 621 nucleotides. RefSeq names its product vexin (gene VXN). The record is from RefSeq and is a predicted model, not a curated record. Gene Ontology annotation, biological process: neurogenesis; neuron differentiation. Lineage: Eukaryota; Metazoa; Chordata; Mammalia; Lagomorpha; Ochotonidae. The transcript is spliced from 6 exons. Bases 1 to 621 code for a protein of 206 amino acids.